This is a messenger RNA of Thlaspi arvense, 1770 nucleotides long. The record is from the annotation of a GenBank genome assembly. NCBI's taxonomy places the organism in Eukaryota, Viridiplantae, Streptophyta, Magnoliopsida, Brassicales, Brassicaceae.
AUGAGGCGAGAAACGGUAGGAAAAACUCGAAGCCUCUGCGUUUUCACGUUCAGGACAUCACCAGCUGUGCGUACAUACUUGAGGCUUAAAAGGAAGUGUAACCAUUAUAAUAUUUCUCGUCGUUCCUUCACUUUCUCACAAGCCAAACAGAGGUGGCAAGUGUGGCAGAAACAGAAAUCAGUGAGUGAGCGGAUGGGCGUCAAGUUCAUUUUCACGAUUUUCUUGCUGGAAAUUACUUUCCUGCUGGCGAACUCCGAGCCAGCAGAAGAUAAACAAGCCUUGCUUGAUUUCGUCCAGAGCGUUUCUCACUCCCGUGGCAUCAAUUGGGAUGAAAACUCUUCAGUGUGCGCGAACUGGAUUGGAGUGACCUGCAAUCACGAUAAAUCAAGGGUUAUAGCCGUUAGAUUACCUGGAUUUGGCUUUCGCGGCUCGCUUCCUCCCAACACUCUGAGCCGAUUAUCAGCGCUUCAGAUCUUAAUCCUGAAAAACAACGGCAUUUCAGGUCCUUUCCCUUCUGAUUUCUCCAAACUCGUAAACCUUAAUGCCUGUCUCUUCAAUCCAAUGAUUUUUCUGAAUCUAUCUAUCAUUAAUUUGUCAGAUAACGGUUUUAACGGAAGCAUCCCUUCUUCAAUUGCAAAUUUAAGUCGUUUAUCAGCUCUGAAUCUGUCUAACAAUACAUUUUCUGGUGAAAUCCCUGACCUGCCUAUCCCUAGCCUGCACGUAUUAGAUCUAUCCAAGAACAAUCUCACUGGUACUGUGCCUCAGUCUCUUAAAAGGUUUCCAAGUUGGGCAUUCUUGGGUAAUCAUCUUUCUAUUGACAAUUCAGCCCCUCAAGUUUCUCCAAUGGUUCCAACCAACGAUCACCCUCCAAAGAAAUCCAAAAAACUCAGUGAACCUGUUAUGUUGGGGAUCAUAAUUGGUGGUUGCGCACUGGGGUUUGUGGUGCUUGCUGUUCUGCUGAUUGUUUGCUACUCAAACAAAAAUGAUGAAAAUGAAAUUGAAAUCUCUGCCAAGUUCCAGAAGAAAGGAGGGUUAGCAAAGAAAGCAGUUUCCGGGAGCCAUGAUAGGAAUGGAAGGCUUGUGUUCUUUGAGGGCUGCAAUCUUGCAUUUGAUUUGGAAGAUUUAUUGAGAGCGUCUGCUGAGGUGCUGGGCAAGGGCACAUUUGGCACGUCGUAUAAGGCAGCUCUAGAGGAUGCAACAACUGUGGUGGUGAAGAGGUUGAAGGAAGUGAGUGUGGCAAGGCGGGAGUUUGAGCAGCAGAUGGAGGUUGUUGGAAAUAUCAGACAUGAUAAUAUAGCUGCACUACGAGCUUAUUACUAUUCGAAAGAUGAAAAGCUCAUGGUCUCUGACUACUUCAGUCAGGGGAGUGUGUCUUCAAUGUUGCAUGCCAAAAGAGGUGAGAAUCGGACUCCUCUUGGUUGGGAAACUCGUCUCAGAAUAGCAAUUGGUGCAGCUAGAGGAAUUGCUCAUAUCCACUCACAACUUGGUGGGAAGCUUGUCCAUGGAAACAUAAAAUCCUCUAACAUCUUCCUCAACUCUCAUGGUUAUGGCUGUGUCUCCGACCUAGAGCUAUUGAGGUUUCCAAAUAUAGAAGAAGAAAUGGUUGAAAUGUUACAAAUAGGGUUGGCUUGUGCAACUAGAAUUCCUGACCAGAGACCAAAAAUGGCAGAUGUGUUAAGAAGGGUUGAGGACAUCCGGCAAUCGGAAGGCUCAACGCCGGCACUGACGCCGCCGGUGACUGAAAUAGGGUCCUCUUCUACUGCAAAUUGA